This is a messenger RNA of Ictalurus furcatus (blue catfish), 3177 nucleotides long. It is a transcript of the gene syngr3b, whose product is annotated as synaptogyrin 3b. The coding region runs from base 132 to 827 and encodes 231 amino acids. Lineage: Eukaryota; Metazoa; Chordata; Actinopteri; Siluriformes; Ictaluridae. The record is from RefSeq and is a predicted model, not a curated record. Gene Ontology annotation, cellular component: neuromuscular junction; synaptic vesicle membrane. The transcript has 4 exons.
UUGCAGUCCGGUAAUCCGCGCCGCUCCGCGGUCGUGCACGCGCACGGGGCUGGGCAGAUCCCGAGCGCAGAGAGAGAGAGAGAGAAAGAGAGAGAAAGAGAGAGAGACAGCGCGUGAGGAGGAGGAGGAGGAUGGUGAUGUUGAUGAUGAUGAACGGGACGGGCUCGUAUGGAGCGGGCCGAACCGGGUCGGAAUUCGACCCCAUCACCUUCGCCAAAAGACCUCAGACCAUCUUACGAUUCCUGGCCUGGGUUUUCUCCAUGGUGGUGUUCGGCUCCAUAGUGAACGAAGGCUACGUGAAUAUGGGCAGCGAGCGCCUGCACUGCGUGUUUAACAAAAACGAAGACGCCUGCAACUACGGCAUCAUUAUCGGAGUGUUGGCGUUUUUAGCUAGUCUUUGCUUCCUGGCCCUGGACGUCUACUUCCCUCAGAUCAGCAGUGUUAAGGACCGGAAGAGAGCUGUGCUAUUGGAGAUGGGCUUUUCAGGACUUUGGGCUUUUCUCUGGUUUGUUGGAUUUUGCUUCCUGGCCAAUCAGUGGAGUCGCACCUCGCCUAAACAACUGCCAUUGGAGCAGGCUUCAGACGCGGCACGAGCCGCCAUCGCCUUCUCCUUCUUCUCCAUUCUCAUCUGGGCGGCGCUGACGGUGUUAGCGGUGCAGAAAUUCCUGCUCGGAACCGACAUGACGCUCUUCACUUCCGCCGACGCGCCCAAACAACCGUAUCCGUCCAACGACGCGAUCCAUCAGACCACCAUAGACAAGAGUCCGACGCUGAUCGAGACGGUGGAGACACGCCCACCCGGGUACCAGAUCCCGCCUGCUUUUUAAUCUCUUAGCCAAUGAGAAGAGAGGACGCCGGAGUGGACAGAGUGGCUUUCCUUGUUUCGGUUCAGUUCCAGUACUGUUUUCCACGCACCCUAGUCAACUUCCCCUUCGCUAAUUCUGGGGGAAUCUACGCUAAUACUUCAUCACUGUUUCAGCAGCGGAAAGGACGAAGUACGCAGAAAAAAGAGCAAUACAGUAUUUGUAAAAUCUAGCAUAGAAUUUGCAGCAUUCAGAUUGGGUUUGGCCGAGUAAACUAGUUCACUGCUUUAUUCAUUUAUCUAAAUAACACGCUAGCCAGCUGGUAAGCUAGUCAUUUAGAACGAUAACUAGAUAGCAAAUAAGCUACGUAGCCCACUUACUAGCGAGUUAGAGAUCUUAAUAAAGCACCAAACUACCAGAGAGUAGUUAGGUAUAUUUCCAAAAGAUAGUGUUUGAUUUGCGAGGUUCAAAUUGGGUUUGGUAAAGUUACAGUAACUACCGGUUUAGUCCUUUUUGAAGGGUGUCUUCAGUUUAGUACUUCAUAAAGGUGUUUAACUACUUUAUGGUAGUUUAGUACUUUAUUAAGUUAUCCAGUAGUUUAGGACUUCAUUGAGGCGUCUAACGGUAGUUAGACCAUAGGCGUACCUAUAGUUACAAUAGGCGUCUAUGGUAGUUGAGUGCUUUAUUUUGGUAUCUAACUAGGGUGUUAUUGAGGUAUUUAACUACUCUUUGGUAGUUUAGUACCUUUUAUCUGGUGGUUUAGUACUUCAUUAAGGUAUCUAACUAGGAUGUUAUUGAGGUGUCUAACUACCCUCUAGUAGUUUAGUGCUUUGUUACGGUAUGUAACUAGUACUGUUUAAGGUAUCUAACUACUCUGUGGUAGUUUAGUGCUUUGUUAAGUUAUCAAUGUAUAUAACUGCAUAUAACUGAUUUAUUAAGGUAUCUAAUAUAGAGUAGUUUUUUGGUAGGUUCUUAUCUUACUAUGUGUCUAGUACUUCAUAAAGGUAUAGCUGUACUCUAUGGUAAUUUCAUGCUUAAAGUUGGUUUAUUAUUUUAUCGAGGCAUCUAACGACUCCAUGAUAGUUUAGCUAGCCAGUUAGCAAACUCGUAACAUAAAAAUAACUAGACGGUACACAAGCUGUGUAGAGCACAUAGCUAGUUAGAGAGCGUAAAAAUCUAGUGAACUACAUUCAAAUAUUAGAUACCUUAAUAAAGUUAGAAAAGAAAAGUAUAUUUGAUUUGCUACAUUAAAAUUCAGCCUGGCCCAGUGAAAUACUCUGUGGUAGUUUAGUACCUUUUACUACCUAAUUCAUUUUAUUAACUAGCAUGCUAGCCAGCUGUCAUAGUCAUUACCUAUAACCUGAGAGCUAGAUCGUAAACAAGCUACAUAGCUAGCUCAUUAGCCAGCUUUUAACUCAAAGGUACGGUAAGUACACAUAGCCGAGGAGAUCACGUCAACUACACCGCUGUUUGUUUUCAGGAUGGAGCGUACUCGCAAAUACACACCGCAUGAGGCGGAUUUUGGGUAACACGCAGAUACACACGUGUAUCGUAGCAUCGGGACGUCGACGAGGGCGCGUUUAAAGCAGUACUGAAACGCACGAGUAUUGUAACGUUUCCUUUUUUUUUUUUUUUUCUUUUUUGUUACAAGGGCUUGUUUGUUUAAAUGAAGUAUUAAACCUAACGUAAUGAAAUGAAUUCAAUCGUAAUAAUGAAUAAUAUAAAACAAAUCGCAAAAGGACCCGGCGGCGGUGGGGCAGCAUAGAUAUAAAGUUAUGAUAUAAAACACUGUUAUUUUAUAGACUGUGUUCGUUUCUUAGACAAAAUCUUCAGAGCAAAGAUGUCAUGAAUGACGUACUGGUGUGCUCGUUAUGUAUUUAUUUAUCAUUCGUUUAUUCUAUAAAUGCUAGAAUUUUGGGAUUUUUUCAUUUAUUUUUAACAGCAUCGAACUAUCUAGUGAUACACUUGUAACGCUAAUAUCACCAUAUAUCGACAUCGCUACUACACCCGGAGUUAGUGUGUAUGAGCUGGAAGGGCAGAGCUGCGGCCAUUUUGCACGACGUGUGUAAACACCCCCCCCCCCCCCCCGCCCCCCAAAAAAACAAAAAAAACAAACAAAAAAAAAGAGGGAUUAUGAUGAUGUGAAUGGCCAAUCCGUCACGUGUGUACUCACGGAUGACCAAAUGACAUUCCUGCUGAGAGUCCUAAUGAGAGCAUGUCCAACUGUGAGUGUGAGUGUGUGUCGUCAGUCUUACUGCAUGAUAAGACAAACUGUAGAAAUGCUUACUUCCUAAAUAUAUUGUUUUAGCAUUUAGAGAGGAGAAGACACGUGUUCGGUGAAUCUCUGACUGAAUAAACACUCUUUCUGCAAGCA